This is a messenger RNA of Trypanosoma grayi, 2643 nucleotides long. Its product is annotated as putative DNA topoisomerase III. The record is from RefSeq and is a predicted model, not a curated record. Bases 1 to 2643 code for a protein of 880 amino acids. The transcript has a single exon. Gene Ontology annotation, biological process: DNA topological change. Gene Ontology annotation, cellular component: nucleus. Gene Ontology annotation, molecular function: DNA binding; zinc ion binding; DNA topoisomerase type I (single strand cut, ATP-independent) activity. Lineage: Eukaryota; Euglenozoa; Kinetoplastea; Trypanosomatida; Trypanosomatidae.
AUGCUCUGCACCUCCGUCGCCGGGCACCUGAUGGACGACGAGUUCCCGCCACAGACGCGGAACUGGUCGAGCUACCCGCUACCCGGCCUCUUUACAGCGACCAUCACGAAGCGCGUGAAGCCGGACCAGGAGCCGGUGAAGAAGAACAUUGAGGCGCUCGCUAGGCGUGCCACGACGCUGGUGCUGUGGAUGGACUGCGACCGCGAAGGGGAGAGUAUCUGCUUCGAGGUGAUGCGGGUGGCGCAAGGCAUCAACAGCCGUAUGGACGUCUGCCGGGCGCACUUCUCGGCGCUGACGAAGCGGGACCUGUUCGCGGCGAUGCGGAGCCUCAAGGCCCCGAACAAGGCGCUCUCCGACGCGGUGGAGGCACGACAGGAGAUUGACCUGCGCAUUGGCGCCGUGUUUUCGCGCUUCCAGACCAUCAAGUUCCGCGACUCCUUCAGCGGGAUGCCGCGUGUGCUGAGCUUCGGCCCGUGCCAGAUCCCAACGCUGGGCUUCGUCGUGCGCCGCCACUGGGAGCAGCAGGGGUUUGUGCCGGAGGACUACUUCACGCUGCUGCUGCGUCACGAGCAGACUGUCUUCCAGAGCUGCCGCGGCGCCGUGUUUGACCAGAUCGCGGCUACUCUGGUGCUCGAUACGAUGCUGGCAGCAGCAGGUCCCAGUCUCGAGGCGCACGUCGUGGAAGUGACGCAGCGGCCAAACAAGCGGCGCCCGCCCGUCCCGCUCGCCACCGUCGCACUUCAGAAGUUGGCCGCCACGCACUUGCGCAUCUCAUCGGAGAAGUGCAUGACGUGGGCGGAGUCGCUGUACCAGGAGGGCUACGUGUCGUACCCGCGCACCGAGACGGACUCCUUCUCCUUCACAGAUGAUGAGCUGCUCGAGAUUGCAGCGGGGCAGCGCGGCAACCCGGACGUCGCUGAUUACGUGGGUGCGAUACUGAGUGACCCGACGCAAAAGUUCCGUCGCCCGCUGAAAGGCGGCCACGACGACAAGGCGCAUCCACCCAUUUACCCGACGAAACUGAUGCGGGGCGGGAAUGAUGAGAGGAGCGCGCUCUACAACCUCAUCGUGCGUCAUUUUCUCGCGUGUAUCUCACCCGACGCGGUGGCCGCCACGACGGCUGUCACCGCAGUGCUUGGCGGCGAGAAGUUCACCACAUCCGGCACGACAAUCCUUGAGCGCGGCUGGCUGGAGAUAUACCCCUACGAGCGAUGGCAUGACACGUGCUUGCCGGUGUACCAGCAAGGGGAGCGCUUCGUCCCGACUGACGUCAGUCUCGAGAAACACCGCACGGCACCCCCGCCCAACCUCACUGAGGCAAAUCUCAUUACACUGAUGGACGAGCACGGCAUUGGCACCGAUGCCACCAUUGCGCAACACAUCAAGACCGUGCUCGAUAGGGAGUACGUCAAGCGUGAGGGGUCGUCACUGGUCUCCACGGCCCUCGGCAUCGCGUUGGCUUCUGCUUACGAGGUGAUUGGGCUCCUAUGCCUCCUGCAGCCGCAGUUGCGCGCACAGAUGGAGCUCGCCAUGGGCGACAUUGCAAGUGGAAAGGCCACGAAGAAUCAGGUGGUGGAGGCGGCGGUGCAGCUCUACCGAGAAGUCUUUCAUAAGUUGUCCUCCAGCAGCCAAGAGAUGUAUGAAGAGUUGUGCCGCCAUCUCUCUCCAGUUUCGGCACGAUCAUCGCUGCCGUGCACCUACGGCGCCGGCCGUGUUGUGCGGCGAGACGUGGUGCGGUGCGGUGUGUGCCACAACCUCAUGGACGUGGUCGAGCACAAGGAGGGUGAGCGAGAGGUGUGGUUCACACGCUGCUCCACAUGUGCCAGCGAUCACCGUGUGCCGAACGGCCGGCUCAACCAACUGGAAGCACAUGACCAGUGCUGUGUGCUGUGCGGUUUUGGUGUUCUUAACGUGACGAAUUCAGAGAAACAGACAUCCUACACGGUGUGCCCGAAAUGCUUCACGUCACCGCCUUCUGGUGCGGACAUCGAGUCCCUCACAGGAUUUCGCUGCUACCAGUGCGUCGCAGAUUGCCCGCUGGCGAAGGGCCUUGAGAAUGUGGCCAUCAAGCAGUGCAUGUCGUGCAUGGAGCACGACAUUCGCUUGCGCACGAAUGCGACGGGGUCUUUCUUGGGGUGCCGUGGCUUUCCUACGUGCACGCUCUCCGUCACGCUUCCGCGAGCGAGAAAAGUCCGCCCCGUGCCUGCGAUGCGCUGCGCGUUGUGCCAGGCCGUCAUGCUCCAGUUUGAAUUCGGCGGGAUGCAGAGUGUCCCUGGGAUAGAGGAGGGGGAAUGCGUCUGUGUGUUCUGCGAUGCCCGCGUGGCCGAUUACAUCACACUGAAGGGGGGCAAUCCGCGGGGAGCAGUUCCCAGUGCGGGCCGUGAACGAGAAGAACGCCAACCACUACCACCACCACCACCGCAACAACGACAGCAAGAGCAACGGACACCAUACACCCUUCCGUCGGUGAGCAGAGUAAAGGCCUCUGGCCGAAAGCCUACUUCGACGGGUAACACCACAGGCGUGAUGUGUGAGUGUGGCGUGCCGGCGAAGCAGCUGGUGUCCCGCAAGGAGGCCUCCAAGGGGAAACGAUUUCUCACGUGUGGCGGUCGGAAGUGCUCUUUUUUUCAAUGGCUCGAUUAA